This is a messenger RNA of Acanthochromis polyacanthus (spiny chromis), 4949 nucleotides long. RefSeq names its product kinesin heavy chain-like. Gene Ontology annotation, molecular function: microtubule motor activity; ATP binding; microtubule binding. The record is from RefSeq and is a predicted model, not a curated record. Gene Ontology annotation, biological process: microtubule-based movement. NCBI's taxonomy places the organism in Eukaryota, Metazoa, Chordata, Actinopteri, Pomacentridae.
AUGGUGGAUGCGGCGGAGUGCGGGGUGAGAGUGAUGUGCCGCUUCAGGCCGCUGAACGAGGCCGAGAUCACCCGAGGAGACAAAUACAUCCCCAAAUUCAAGGAGGACGACACCGUGCUCAUUACGGGCAAACCGUUCGUGUUCGACGAGUGCUACCUCCAACACGUCGCAGGAACAGUGUACGACCAGUGUGCCAAACAGAUUGUUUCAGAUGUGCUGGGUGGCUACAACGGGCACCAUCUUCGCUACGGACAGACGUCCUCCGGGAAGACACACACCAUGGAGGCGCAAACUGCACGACCCCGCAGCCUGAUGGGAAUCAUCCCUCGAAUCGCCCACGACAUCUUUGACCACAUCUACUCCAUGGAUGAGAACCUGGAGUUUCACAUCAAGGUCUCUUAUUUUGAAAUCUACUUGGAUAAGAUCAGAGACCUGCUGGACGUGUCGAAGACGAACCUCGCUGUGCAUGAAGACAAAAACAGAGUUCCCUACGUCAAGGGCUGCACUGAGCGUUUUGUGUCCAGUCCAGAGGAGGUGAUGGACGUCAUUGAUGAGGGAAAAGCCAAUCGGCAUGUGGCAGUGACUAAUAUGAAUGAGCACAGCUCUCGCAGCCACAGCAUCUUCCUCAUCAACAUCAAGCAGGAAAACAUCGAGACGGAGAAGAAGCUGUCGGGGAAGCUCUACCUGGUCGACCUGGCCGGCAGCGAGAAGGUCAGUAAGACGGGAGCUGAGGGGGCGGUGCUGGACGAGGCAAAGAACAUCAACAAAUCUCUGUCAGCUCUGGGAAACGUCAUCUCCGCUCUGGCCGAGGGAACGAAAACCCACGUCCCGUACAGAGACAGCAAGAUGACCAGAAUCCUGCAGGACUCUCUGGGAGGAAACUGUCGCACCACCAUCAUCAUCUGCUGCUCGCCGUCCAUCUACAACGAAGCCGAGACCAAAUCCACGCUCAUGUUUGGACAGAGAGCCAAGACCAUCAAGAACACAGUGUCUGUGAACCUGGAGCUGACGGCCGAAGAGUGGAAGAAGAAAUAUGAGAAGGAGAAGGACAAGAACAAGAGCCUGAAGAACAUCAUCCAGAGGCUGGAGGCCGAACUCAACCGCUGGAGGAACGGGGAGAACGUUCCUGAGGAGGAGCAGCUGAGCUCUAAAGAUCAGAAGAACGUCGAGCCGAACGACAACACUCCCAUCAUCGACAACCUGCUGCCGGCCGGAGGAGGCGUCUCGGUCACCGGCGAAGAGAAGACCAAGUACGAGGAGGACAUCACCAACCUGUACAAGCAGCUGGACGACAAGGAUGAUGAAAUUAACCAACACAGCCAGCUAGCUGAGAAACUCAAGGAGCAGAUGAUGGAUCAAGAAGAGCUGCUGGCGUCGACGCGGCGCGACUACGAGAAGAUCCAGGAGGAGCUUUGCCGGCUGCAGACGGAGAACGAGCUGGCCAAGGAGGAGGUGAAGGAGGUGCUGCAGGCGCUGGAGGAGCUGGCCGUCAACUACGACCAGAAGAGCCAAGAGGUGGAGGAGCGAGACCAGACCAACCUGCAGCUGACUGAGGAGCUGCAGCACAAGUCGGUGAUGCUGUCGGUGGUUCAGAGGGAACUGAGUCAGCUGCAGGAGCUCAACGGUCUGCAGAGGAAGAGAGCCGCCGAGGUCCUGAACCUGCUGCUGAGAGACCUCAGUGACAUCGGCGCCAUCAUCGGCACCAGCGACGUCAAGACGGCCGCGUCUUCGGAGUCGAAGGGCAACGGCUCAGCGGUGGAGGAGGAGUUCACCGUCGCUCGUCUCUACAUCAGCAAGAUGAAGUCCGAGGUCAAGUCUCUGGUCAACCGCAGCAAGCAGCUGGAGAGCACUCAGGCCGACGCCCACCGCAAGAUCCAGGCCAACGAGAAGGAGCUGGCUUCCUGUCAGCUGCUCAUCUCCCAGCAUCAGGCCAAGAUCAAGUCUCUGACCGACUACAUGCAGAACAUGGAGCAGAAGAAGAGGCAGCUGGAGGAGAGUCAGGACGCUCUGACCGAAGAACUCGCCAAACUGCAGGCUCACGAGAAAAGACAUGAGGUGUCAGGAGACGAGAAAGAGAAGGAGGACAUCGGCAGACUGGACGGAGACGAGGACAUCAAGAAAACGCUGGAGGAGCAGCUGGAGAACCACAGGGAGGCUCAUCAGAAGCAGCUCAGCCGCCUCCGGGACGAGAUCGAAGACAAGCAGAGGAUGCUGGACGAGCUCACAGACCUGAACCAGGGUCUGUUACUGGAGCAGGAGAGACUGAUGUCGGAUUACGACAAAGUGAAGGCUGAAGAGCAGGAGAAGGACGCAAAGCUGCAGAAACUCAUGCUGCUGAAUGAACAACAGGAACAAGCCAGAGAGGACCUGAAGGGUCUGGAGGAGACUGUGGCCAAAGAACUACAGACUCUUCACAACCUACGCAAACUCUUCGUACAGGACCUCACCACACGGGUCAAGAAGAGUGCAGAGCUCGACUGCGAGGAAGGACUCGGCAAUGUUGCCCAGAAACAGAAGAUUUCCUUCCUGGAGAACAACUUGGAGCAGCUCACUAAAGUUCACAAGCAGCUGGUCCGAGACAACGCCGACCUUCGCUGCGAGCUUCCCAAACUGGAGAAGCGUCUGCGAGCGACGGCCGGACGAGUGAAAGCUCUGGAGAACGCCCUGAAGGAGGCCAAGGAGAACGCCAUGAGGGACCGCAAGCGCUACCAGCAGGAGGUGGACCGCAUCAAGGAGGCGGUGCGGGCCAAGAACAUGGCCAGGAGGGGAUACUCUGCACAGAUCGCAAAGCCCAUCAGGCCGGGUCAUCAUCCACUGUCGUCCCCCAUCUGCAGCUCUGUCAGAGCUGGAGGCAACGACACCCACAACAACUGAAACACAGCAAGUCACCCUACAGACCAUAAACAACUCGACGCAUGCUCGCCGUCCCACCUGGAACCACAAGCCCCGCCCCUCCUGCUGGAGCACCAAUGGGAGGCCUUCACAACAGUCUGUCAUCACUCAGAGAAGCAAACAUCCACGGUGUAAAUACUGAAACGAGACACUUUUCAUUUGGUGAGCGUCCAAACGUCAGAGGCCUCAUUUAUAAGGUUUGAAAUUCUGCUUUAAGGAGAAAACUGACGAAUCGGAACCAGUUUUUCUUCCGACUCUAUGACCGAUUAUUGUAAUUAUGCAACCAAACGGAGCGUAACAUUUAUAAAUGAGGCCCUGAGUUACUUCCUGAAGGAUUGAAGACACGAAAUAGAGGUGGAAAUCAGCUGCUGUGAAGUUUUGCAGGUGACCUGUUGAGGUUUGUACAGCUUUGCGGGAGAAGCAGACUUUGCAUUUAUAACCUUAAACCAGCGUUUGUUCAUUUAAAGGGAGAUUCUGACAUUUGAGGAAAUGUUUGCUUUCAUGCCACAACAAUAUUGACACCACUCACAUCUGUCCAUUCAUGGUGAAGCUACAGCCAGCAGCUGGUUAGCGUAGCCUAACGUAAUCACCCACAACUAAUGAAAAUUUAGGUGGAAACAGAUGGAAAUGAAAUGGAGACUUUGGGGCAACAACUUGUGAUACUGAAUGAGUCUGACUGAGGUGAGAUGAUACUGUCAACAUGUUUUUUUAACUAUUGUUUUUAAUAUGUUUUGCUAAUGUUAGCAUUGAGGGCUAGCAUGUUUAGCAUUGCUUGACAACCCUGUGCUGCACCAGGCACUAGAGCGAUCAUAGAGGCAAAUUUAUGAAUGAAAUACAGUUGGAUUUUUUUCUAUUUAUGGACAUAACUUAACUUGAUAUUACUAGACUGGAUCUCUAAACUCCUCACAUUGCUAAGCAAUCUAGAUCCGAUCCAGACCAAGAUACCAACAGAUUUCACCUCCAAAAACAACCUGAACUCUCUCAGCUUACAUUACUGGAGUUAAAAGUUGGAUUAUUUUACCUUUGCACAGAGCUAGGCGAGCAGUUUCUCUAUCUGAGCUAAGCUAAGCUAAGCAGCUGCAGGCUACAGCCUCUUUAAGAAAUGAUCAAAGCAGGGCCUCCAAGUUUCACACUUUGAUAAUGUUGCAGCUAGAGUUGUAGUUGAGUUGUAAAUGAAACUGCAGCUUGUUUGUUCCCGUUUCUGUACUAAUAUCUCUGAGCUUUAUCAGUUUAACAACGUCCCAGUUUGCUCUUUUGUCUCCCUACAGGUGACAGUAAUAAGAAACACUAUGAGUUGUGCUCAUAAUCGAUCCAAAUCUGCCUCUAAAGUCAUAUUUGCUGUCGUUUUACCGUCCAGGGACACUGACCAGCCAAUCAGACGAUCCCUGGACUACCAGAGCGGUGCUACAAUCAGGUUUUUAAAAAAUUAGUUUGGGGUUUGAAGUUUUGGAAAGUUCUGUCGUUGCUCUAAAGACUCCGAUCAGCCAGUCAGAGUCUUUAAGAGCAGAUUCAGAAUAAAACAUUUCUUUCAGCCCAGAAACCAAAAACUAAUCUUGAAAUUUGUGCCUUGACAAACACCAGAUUGACACGACUUCCACUGAGCACCUUCAGAGAGACUAAAUCAGCUCAUUUCUGUAUAUUUACAUGUCAGCGUUUAGAGAUCAACGGGAGCCCUUUACCUUUCUACAGAUGUAUUGUGUGCUGCUUUCCUUCAUGCUGCCGGCUGAGCAUGUUUCUGAAUGUACAUUAUUAUCUGUUUUGGUUGGACAAGCGGAGGAUUUGCUGCUUUCGUUCCCCCCAGAUGUUGUUAAUCUGAUUUGUUCGGUGUUUAGCGGUUUGGCUGCAGUCACUCUCUACACGACGAGUAAAUGAAUGUACCUGCAUGGACUGGAGCUCGUGUUAAAGGCAUGCUCAGGGAGGCCGGUUUGUAAACACGAUGCGUUUACCUCAUCUCGAUGUACAUUUUGACCUUUAGCUCCCUUGUUUCUUUCGGCUGUGGCGUCAUAUAUCCCAAUAUAACUGAUGCAACUAAAGCUAAUAAAGAUCUAUCUAUUUAA